Molecule: messenger RNA, 1572 nt
Organism: Monosiga brevicollis MX1
Lineage: Eukaryota; Choanoflagellata; Craspedida; Salpingoecidae
Exons: 10
Coding region: 1-1572 (523 amino acids)
Biological process (GO): regulation of monoatomic ion transmembrane transport; potassium ion import across plasma membrane
Cellular component (GO): plasma membrane
Molecular function (GO): inward rectifier potassium channel activity
Source: RefSeq, a predicted model, not a curated record
AUGCCUUCGGCCACGCUUCGACCGCCGGGCCAUCGACCCCGGGCGGUACAGCCCGAACCGGAUGUCAACGCUCGUCGCCAAGCUCAACAGAAUCAAGAACAGGGGCCAAGUCGCGAUCAUGAAGAGCCCCUGCUGCAUGAUCGGGAGCAGUCGGUACCUGAUGAGCACAACGGCUCAGCCAGCUCGAGCACGCGACGUGUCAAGGAAGAAGAGCUGCAGAGCAUGUGGAAGAGCUUCAUGGUCGAGCCCAGCCCUCGUUCCCUUUGGGACAUUCUCUUUCGCCCCAAGCCCGUCGAGAUUUAUGAUCGCCUUGACCGCGUGCUCAGCAACGAUGCCAUCAUCGAGCCAGUGUCCCGCCUGACGCAGUGCGUGCCUCCCAUACUGGCGCCGUCUUCGCCUGCCAGUUGCACCAUUGCCUUGUCUCGCUCCCUCUCAAUUCAUCUGCACCGCCGCUGUCGCCUGGCCCCACCCUCCCCCCUCUACGCCACUAGACUGCGCACUUGGGUCUGGCGCUGGCAGCGCAACCCCGCUGCCAUUCUUCUCGUCUUUGUAAUGGCCACUUUUGCCAUCGCUGGCCUUUCCACCGGUCUUUUUGCCGCCGCCGAGUGUAACGUCGAUACCACGGCGUCCCGCACCUUCUUCCUACUGCUCCUCCAAGCCUGCAGCCUGCAUCCCGCCAUCUCCGCCGUCAAUAAUGCCGAAGCCGCCCAUCAGUCUGACCUCUGCCUUUUCCUUGGCACCCUCUCCAGCCUAGGCAGCUUCGUUGCCUUGGUGCUCUUUGUGAUCUAUUUGUAUCGCUGGAUCUGUCAGCCCCUCAACGGGAUCCGCUUCAGCCGUGUCGUGACCACUGUCACUCGCGACGGCCGCCCCAACAUGCAAUUCCGCAUUGUCAACAAAUUCGGCCACCUCCUCACCGAUGUCACCGUGCGCGCCACCUAUUGUCACCCCGUUACCACUGCUGAGGAUGAGCGUCAUUGGCAGAUUGACGACGUGAAAUUUGAGGGUCCCAUGGUCCUCAAGUUUCCCGGUACCUAUACGCACUACAUGGACAUUCAGUCACCGCUCUUUCCCAACUGGGCACGCCAACUUCCCCACCAAGGCUUGCUCUUUAUCAAUGUGCGCGCUUACGACCCGCGCCGUCACGAAGAGACAUGUGCGGUCAAGGCAUACCAGCUCCCCGAAAGCUGUGCCCCCAACCAGCGCUUUGACGGCAUUGUUCUGCGCUCCUUUGAGGAAGCCAUCAAUGAGACCAACUAUCGCAUUGCCAAUAACCUGGCCAAUUUCAACAAAUGGUCUCCAAACGCACUCUCCAAGGCCAUUGAAGACACUAUUCUGCGCUCCCAAGAGAUGGACCGGGAGUUUGCAGAUCAAAUCAACAUGCGAUGCUAUCAGCAACUGCGCGAUGCUGUGGAUGAGAUUAAUCGCCAAUUUGAUCCUGAUGCGGACAACCGGAACGAUGCAUCCAACCUAUCGCAGCCCACCGGCCUCGACUUGCCCCGCCCUGCGAGCCGGAAUGAUAUUGGAACAACCGACCCCACUCGGCUGCGCACCCUCAGCUUACAUGAGUGCUAG